AUGGCAGAAAAUAAUAAUGGAGAGGACCCAAACAGGAACUUUAAGGAAUUUCAUAUUGUGUGCUCCACCAUGAAGCCUCAAGGAGUUUCAGAACAGCAAAUCAAAUUGAGGGCUUUUCCUUUUUCAUUGGAUGAAGUGGCAAAAGAUUGGUUAUAUUACUUGCAACCAGUCAUUCAACAAUUAGAGAAUCAAAUUAGGCAAUUAUCUACUUCCAUUAAUGAAUUGAAGAAUCAAGGUUCUAGAAAGUUUCCUUCUCAAACAGUUGUGAAUCCAAAUUGCAGUAAUGUUAGUGCCAUCACUCUUAGAAGUGGAAAGGAACUUCCAGAGCCUACUACAAUAUCUACCAAGGAUAAGUUAGCUGUAGUAAAAACACAAGUUGCAUUUGAGGAGUCUAAUGAAGAAAAGGAACAAACGAAGAUCUUUCCAUUUCUAAAUAGGAAGGCUCUAAGAAAGAAGUUAAAGGAAGCUGAAUUGGAGAAAGAAGUACUUGAUGUUUUCAAAAAGGUUGAAGUCAAUAUUCCCCUUUUGGAGGCAGUAAAUCCUAAAUGUGCAAAGUUCUUGAAAGACCUAUGCACAAACAAGAGAAGAUUAGAAGCUAAUGAGAAUGUCAAUCUAAGAAGAAGUGUAUCAGCUUUAUUCCAUGGAGAAAUACAGUGCCAACCCCAUAUGCCUUUAAAAUGUAAAGAUCUAGGGAGUUUCACUAUACCUUGUACUAUAGGAAAUUUAGAAUUUUCUAAUGUUUUGAUUGAUCUUGGUGCAGUAAUAAAUGUUAUGCCUAAGUCUCUAUUUUCUUCUUUACAGGGUUGUGAGAUGAAGCCAGCUAGGAUGAUUGUGCAACUAGUAGACAUGAGACUUGCCUAA
Messenger RNA from Prosopis cineraria, 861 nucleotides. RefSeq lists its product as uncharacterized. The coding region runs from base 1 to 861 and encodes 286 amino acids. Lineage: Eukaryota; Viridiplantae; Streptophyta; Magnoliopsida; Fabales; Fabaceae. The transcript has 3 exons. The record is from RefSeq and is a predicted model, not a curated record.